GAACGGUCACAGUCUUCCGGCGUUCCCAAAGCCAGGAAGUGCAGUGCGGACAGUCGAGUACGGGAGGUUAGCCACCUACGAUGGUGAUGAGCGCUAGAACUAUCCAUGCUUCACCGCGGCUGUUCUUUUGCCCAGACUCCAGAGCAGGCCAGAAGAAAGAUAGUUACAAACUUUACUUCAGACCCAUUCUCCCAGCCCUCAUCACCACCUUCGAAGUGACAUCUUCGUCUACGCGCACUUCCUCGCUCCACCUUCCGCUACCCUUCUUUGUCCUGGGAGAGAUACGCACAUCGACAGACUGAAUCGAGCAAGCAUCGCAUUGUUGUUUGUUUUCUGCGCACCGCCCAAAUUCUGGACUACGACUUCCGAGGCUCCGGAGCUAUCAGAUCAAAUUACCCAUCUGAUAACAGACUCGCUUUGAUUCCCAUCGUCCCGCCCUUUUGAAUGUCGGGCUCGCCCACGACAUCGACUGCAAUCGUGGAGACGAUAAUCGACAGAACGCGCCAAUCCAUGGCGGCGCAUGACAAGCUGAUACUGGAAGAGGCGGACGAAUACGAUUAUGAGUCUCUGCCGCCCAAUUUCUCGCUGGCGGCCAACAUGGCCGCCGGCGCAUUCGCGGGCAUUGCUGAACACUCGGUCAUGUAUCCGAUCGACCUGCUGAAGACGCGGAUGCAAGUCGUCAACCCAUCGCCCGCCGCGAUAUACACUGGUAUUGGGAAUGCCAUUGCGACAAUAUCGAGAGCUGAGGGGGGCCUGGCGCUGUGGCGAGGAGUCUCAUCCGUGGUCGUGGGAGCAGGACCUGCACAUGCAGUCUACUUCGCCACCUACGAGGUGGUGAAGCAAGCAAUGGGCGGUAACGCGUCUGGACACCAUCCCGUCGCCGCAGCCUCCAGUGGCGCCUGCGCGACAAUUGCCAGCGAUGCCUUUAUGAACCCCUUUGAUGUGAUUAAGCAGCGCAUGCAGCUCCACGGCUCGACCUACCGAUCCAUCCUCGACUGCGCACGCCAGGUCUGGCGAGCCGAGGGACUACGAGCUUUUUACGUCUCUUACCCAACCACACUCGCCAUGACCGUACCUUUCACCGCCCUGCAAUUCACCGCUUACGAGUCGCUCACCAAAGUUUUCGCCAAGAGGCGCGCACCAGGAUACGACCCGCUAACGCACUGUGCAGCAGGAGGUAUCGCAGGAGGGUUCGCCGCAGCAGCUACAACGCCUCUGGACGUGAUCAAGACGCUGCUGCAGACGAGAGGGAGUUCUACAGACGCCGAAAUCCGAAGCUGCAAAGGUCUAGUGCCAGCUGCGAAGAUCAUUUGGAGAAGAGAGGGUCUGAAUGGCUUCGUCAGGGGUAUGAAGGCACGUGUUGUGACUGCUGCGCCUUCUACGGCUAUCUGCUGGUCUGCCUACGAGCUGGCCAAGGCAUACUUCAUUCGAGUGCAAGAAGAAUCAUGAGAAGCGGGGGCAUGCCUUUCAGGUGCCUGGACGCGAGGGGACAUCGAAGCAGAGGUUUACUGACCCUUUGUGUGCUCCAGGCAGGGGAGUUGUCAGCUUCAUGGCGCUUUACGAGAGGGCCGACCAUUCAGUGCGGUGCUGGAUUUCAUUAGAAGUACGGGUGGCUCUCAACGAAACUGGAUACAUGGGCAAAAAAGACGAGCUGGUAAACAGCGACAGGACUGCUGGCUGACGUUGCUAUUCAUGGCGAUGGCGCUUGGUUUGAAAAAUGGGUCCCGGCCGGCAGGUCCAAUACAUGCGCACCUCUUGUGCUCGUCGGUCAAAGAUACCCCCAAAGUGUGCGUGUGCGUGUGCGCGUGUGUGUGUCUGUGUCCGGCCGGGAACAUUUCGCAAGGCUGAAAAUAUCUUCCCCUUAGCUGCUGAAUCCAUCCGAUCGUGACCUCGACGGAAGGUCGCAUGGCCGGGUUCAGAGGAUUGUACUGUACAUAAUGUAAAGUAAGGUCCGGUAGCCACGAAAAAACACCUACCUGUAC
Molecule: messenger RNA, 1982 nt
Organism: Sphaerulina musiva SO2202
Lineage: Eukaryota; Fungi; Ascomycota; Dothideomycetes; Mycosphaerellales; Mycosphaerellaceae
Product: mitochondrial carrier
Exons: 7
Coding region: 445-1449 (334 amino acids)
Biological process (GO): iron import into the mitochondrion
Cellular component (GO): mitochondrial membrane
Molecular function (GO): ferrous iron transmembrane transporter activity
Source: RefSeq, a predicted model, not a curated record